Alexandromys fortis (reed vole) is the source of this 1820-nucleotide messenger RNA. It is a transcript of the gene Htr4, whose product is annotated as 5-hydroxytryptamine receptor 4. The record is from RefSeq and is a predicted model, not a curated record. Lineage: Eukaryota; Metazoa; Chordata; Mammalia; Rodentia; Cricetidae. Gene Ontology annotation, biological process: chemical synaptic transmission; adenylate cyclase-activating adrenergic receptor signaling pathway; regulation of appetite. Gene Ontology annotation, molecular function: G protein-coupled serotonin receptor activity. The transcript is spliced from 6 exons. The coding region runs from base 51 to 1214 and encodes 387 amino acids. Gene Ontology annotation, cellular component: plasma membrane.
CAGGAUCCUGUGGGCACUGACAUCCAGCACACUCAUGCCCAUUUCCUGUAAUGGACAAACUUGAUGCAAAUGUGAGUUCCAGCGAGGGUUUUGGGUCCGUGGAGAAGGUCGUGCUGCUAACAUUCCUCUCAGUGGUUAUCCUGAUGGCCAUCCUGGGCAACCUGCUGGUGAUGGUGGCUGUGUGCAGGGACAGGCAGCUCAGGAAAAUAAAAACCAAUUAUUUCAUUGUGUCUCUUGCCUUUGCCGAUCUGCUGGUGUCGGUGCUGGUAAUGCCUUUUGGUGCCAUUGAGCUGGUCCAAGACGUCUGGAUUUAUGGGGAGAUGUUUUGCCUGGUCCGGACCUCUCUGGAUGUCCUGCUCACCACAGCAUCAAUUUUUCACCUGUGCUGCAUCUCACUGGACAGGUACUAUGCCAUCUGCUGCCAACCCUUGGUUUACAGAAGCAAGAUGACCCCUGUCCGCAUUGCACUGAUGUUGGGAGGCUGCUGGGCCAUUCCCAUGCUUAUAUCUUUUCUCCCCAUAAUGCAAGGCUGGAACAACAUCGGCAUAGUUGAUGUGAUAGAGAAAAGGAAACUCAACCACAACUCUAACUCGACAUGCUGUGUCUUCAUGGUCAACAAGCCCUAUGCCAUCACCUGCUCCGUUGUAGCCUUCUACAUCCCGUUUUUCCUCAUGGUGCUGGCCUAUUACCGUAUCUAUGUCACCGCUAAGGAGCAUGCCCAGCAGAUCCAGAUGUUACAACGAGCAGGAGCCACCCCGGAAAGCAGGCCCCAGCCAGCUGACCAGCACAGCACACAUCGCAUGCGGACAGAGACCAAGGCAGCCAAGACUUUAUGCGUCAUCAUGGGCUGCUUCUGUUUCUGCUGGGCCCCCUUCUUUGUCACCAAUGUCGUGGACCCGUUCAUAGACUACACUGUCCCCGAGCAGGUGUGGACUGCCUUCCUCUGGCUUGGCUACAUCAAUUCAGGGUUGAACCCCUUUCUCUAUGCCUUCUUGAAUAAGUCUUUCAGACGUGCCUUCCUCAUCAUUCUCUGCUGUGAUGAUGAACGCUACAGAAGACCCUCCAUUCUGGGCCAGACUGUCCCCUGUUCAACCACAACCAUUAAUGGAUCCACACAUGUGCUAAGGUACACCGUUUUGCACAGUAGACAUCACCAGGAACUGGAGAAACUGCCCAUCCACAAUGACCCAGAGUCCCUGGAGUCAUGCUUUUGAUGGACGACAUGGCUUGCCAUCAGGCUAGCCAUUCCCAUUCAUGUCUGCAUGAACAGGACCCCCUGGACACACUCUUGACCCUGGUCAUCACCAGUGACGCAUGAAGUAUGGGGUACCAGGGCCCAGUGAAGAUACACGGAAGGUGGUGUUGAGUGGAACCUGGAUCCAGCACGUCAAGGACUUCCGAAUUGUGUGGGGACUUCAGGCAUCGUCAGACCCAGAGUCGUACCAGAGUCCGAGGGGCAGCUUUCAUUGCAUACUGACAUGAGGACAGUCUCUGCUCGCACCUCUCCAGGGACAGGAGCUCACUACCUCCUAACGCAGCCCCUUCUGUGGUGGGAAUGCUCUAAUCAUGUGGAAGCUCUGUCGUUCAUUGGCACACGAGUCUGCUGUGCUCUAGCUUCUGUCAGGACAGAGCGGUUCGAUCUCCUCUUCCUGUCAGAAAGCCUUAGAUAUUGGAAAGAAAUGACCCACCUCCCCCCACCCACCCCUUAGUCUUCUCUCUCAGUGAAACACCUUCAGUUCCCUCUUCUUUCCAGCAGUCUUCUGGACCGCUUUGCUGGGUCCAGAUGUCUGUCCAGAAGCACUGAAGUACUGACAUGAAGG